Hippocampus comes (tiger tail seahorse) is the source of this 427-nucleotide messenger RNA. RefSeq names its product zona pellucida-like domain-containing protein 1. The record is from RefSeq and is a predicted model, not a curated record. The transcript is spliced from 4 exons. The annotation marks the transcript as partial. Lineage: Eukaryota; Metazoa; Chordata; Actinopteri; Syngnathiformes; Syngnathidae.
CUCUUCGGUUUCUGUGGCAACAAGUGACAACAAUGGAAGCUUCAUUGACACACUAAAAAUGAAUGUUUAUAACGACUCCGACUAUGGCUAUCCGCUAAUCGUCCCUUCAUCAGGUCUACAGCUGCGAACGAGGGUCUACGUGGAAGUAAAAGCUGUGAACCUGACUGGAAACUUCCAUGUGCUGAUGGAUCACUGCUUCGGAACUCCCACCUCUUAUAAUGCGUCACACACUGAGCAACACAACUUCUUCACCGGGUGCUCAGUUGACCAAAGGGCAACAAUAAAUACCAACGGAAACUCCAAAUUUGCCCGCUUUGACUUUGAGGCCUUCCGCUUCGUUCAACACCGCGAGCAGACCAAGUCCAGCAUCUACCUACAUUGUAUUCUCAGACUCUGUGAGCCCACCAAAUGUGAAGAACUCUUGAAC